AUGUGUAUAAGNGAGGAAGUGAGGAAAGUUUCCAGUGAGGCGGAGGAAGUGAGGAAAGUUUCCAGUGAGGCGGAGGAAGUGAGGAAAGUUUCCAGUGAGGCGGAGGAAGUGAGGAAAGUUUUUAGUGAGGCGGAUGAGGCGGGGGAAGUGAGGAAAGUUUCCCGUGAGGCGGAGGAAGUGAGGAAAGUUUUUAGUGAGGAGGAAGAAGUGUGGAAAGUUUCCAGUGAGGCGGAGGAAGUGAGGAAAGUUUCCAGGGAGGCGGAGGAAGCGAGGAAAGUUUCCAGGGAGGCGGAGGAAGUGAGGAAAGUUUUCAGUGAGACGGAGGAAGUGAGGAAAGUUUCCAGUGAGGAGGAGAAAGUGGGGAAAGAUUCCAGUGAGGCGGAGGAAGUGAGGAAAGUUUCCAGUGAGGCGGCGGAAGUGAGGAAAGUUUCCAGUGAGGCGGAGGAAAGAGAGCGCGACCGAGAGAGAAAAAGAGUGGGUGCAACGAGGACGAACGAGAAAAAGAGAGGAGAGAGGGAGCAAGAGAGGACGAGUGAAAUGAGGAUAGAGGGCAGGAGAGGACGAGAGAGUGAGAGAGAGACAGAGCAAGAGAAGACACGUGAGAAAGAGGAGUUGGAGGAAAAGAGGACGAGUGAGAGAGAAGAGAGAGAGAACAAGAGAAGACGAUUGAGAGAGAGGAUAGAGAGCAAGAGAAGACGAGUGAGAGAGAGGAGAGAGAGCAAGAGAAGACGAGUGAGAGAGAGGAGAGAGAGCAAGAGAAGACGAGUGAGAGAGAGGGGAGAGAGCAAGAGAGGACGAGAGAGAGAGAAGACAGAGCAAGAGAAGACGAGUGAGAGGGAGGAGAGAGCAAGAGAGGACGAGUGA
Hyalella azteca is the source of this 864-nucleotide messenger RNA. RefSeq names its product RNA-binding protein 25-like. NCBI's taxonomy places the organism in Eukaryota, Metazoa, Arthropoda, Malacostraca, Amphipoda, Hyalellidae. The transcript is spliced from 3 exons. The record is from RefSeq and is a predicted model, not a curated record. The coding region runs from base 1 to 864 and encodes 287 amino acids.